Molecule: messenger RNA, 663 nt
Organism: Rotaria sp. Silwood1
Lineage: Eukaryota; Metazoa; Rotifera; Eurotatoria; Philodinida; Philodinidae
Source: the annotation of a GenBank genome assembly
AUGAAUACACCAUAUUCGAUUCCAACUAAUCAUACUCCUUCACACUUAGUUAUCCCCGGUGAACUUAGGCUCUAUUCUGGUGCAAGUAAACCUCCCUAUCCAUGGCUUCUGUGUGAUGGUUCGACUGUGUCACGUGCUGAAUACCAACGUUUGUUUGCCGUCAUUGGUACACAAUACGGAUCUGGCGAUUAUGUAACAACGUUCAAUUUACCAGAUUUUUGUGGACGUGUUCCAAUUGGUGUUGAUCCAUAUGAAUUACGUGUGAAACAGGUGACUGAAACUGGCAUAAGUGGUGGAGCAGCAGUAUACAAUUUGACCGUUGACCAAUUGCCAACUCACCAACACACACCAGGUUCAUUAACCAUUAGAACAGCUGGAAGUCAUACACAUUUAAUUAACGAUCCAGGUCAUAACCGUGGAGGCUCUACAAGUAAUGAGAGAAUGGGAGCUGGUGGUUGGGGUAUGAAAACAGGUGGAGGUCACAGGAGUGAUCAAGUAUUGCAUGCACAUACUAUUCCUAUCGGGAGAACAUAUAUCAGUAUUAACGCUGCAGGUGAUCACAGUCACUCAGUUAGUGGUAAUACUGGCUCAGUUGGUCGCGGCAGUGGUUUCAGUUUGUUGCAACCAUAUCAAUCUAUUAAUUACAUUAUUUAUGCUGAAUGA